GCGACAAGCGAGGAGCUCAAGACCAAGCUGCAGUCCUCGGAGGAGGCUUUGCAGGACGCCAGGGCGAAGGCAUUGCAGCAUGCCCUUGCAGAAGAGCAGGUGCAGGUGAAGUACAGCGAGACGGUUGCGGAAGCGCAGGUAGCAGCGCAGGCCUUGCAGGCCGCGAACGAGGCAUUGCAGUCCCAGGUGAAAGAGCUUCAGACGCAGGUGGAAGCAAAGCAGCAAAAGCUCACGGCCGUAUCGCAAACCUUCGAGGUUGAGGCUGCCGAUGCUGCCGCACAGCUCGUCGCUGCCCAAAAGAAGGUCGAGAACCAUGAGAGUGAGCUCCGGGAAUCUAUGCUCGCAGCGCAGAAACUGCAUGCGACAAAUGAUGAGCUCGCGAAGAAGCUGCAGUCCUCGGAGGAGGCUUUGCAGGACGUGGAGGCACAGAAGCAAGCAGCCGCUGCAGAGCUAGAGGACGGAGAGCGCAGCAUACGAGAUCUCAUGGAAGCCAAAAUACUCGCCUUUGGAUUUCAGCUCAAUGUGCAGACCUGCGCCGCGGCCGUUGCACAUGCCGAAGCGGACAAGCAAGAAUUGCAGGCCAAGUUUGCUGAGCUUCGUGGUCAGCUUUUUGCUGCUGUGCAGGCGCAGGAGGCAAGCAAAGAGUUGAUUGAAGCUCUUCGUGGAGAAGUUGCUUCCGCAAGUACACUUCCAGAGGUCGAGAAGCUUCAGGAGAGUUUAUGUUCUACCCAGUCGGAACUUGCAGAUGCAGUGACUGCGAAGGAACGCCUGCAGGCAGACGUCGACAGACUUAAGUUCGCCGAGAUAAAUGCUAACAUGACCAAAAGCGCCAAGGACCGAGCCGAAGCACAGGUGAAGGAGCUAAAGCUUGACUUGGAGCAUUGGCGUCAAAAGGCACUUAGCUUCCAGAGAGACGAGGACAGAGCAAAACGGCAAAGCCAGGACAUCUCUAGCUUGGAAGUGGAAGUCAAGGAUUUGCACCAGCAGAAUGCACAGCUCUUGCUCACGUUCCAGCAGUUCAAGACAGAGCUGGAGACGGCACUGGCCGAGAACCAUGGCUUGCAGGAGACGAUCGACAUGUACGAGAUGAACCUUCAGCGCGCUACAGACCAGAAAGCUGAGCUCAUGGGGCACAGUUGGUCUUCCGUGCAAUUCGGACCCAAGGAUGAGCAAGGGUUCUGCGAUGCCAAGCUGACACUGGUAGUUCGAGCCGGACAGCCGCACAAUUGCAUUGAGGAGAUAAACUCCGACGUGGUCGUGGUCAGCAUCGGCGAGCCGAACAAACGGGGGCGAGGGAACCGAGAACUCAGCGGCUUUCUUCGAACACUACUUGGCCUUGCAGAAGAUCAGGUGAGGCUGGAGGACAAUGUCAGUAGUAAGAGCAAAACGCUGCUCUUGAAGCGGUUGACCUGCGACAAACGUAGCCUCAUUUGGCAGCUUCAAGCCAAGGUAGGAGACAAGCAGCCUCCACGUUUUGCGACCGAAGAAGCAAACGCAGCGUUGCGGUUGGCAGACCCAGCUGCAAAGCGCUUGAAGGACGAAACCGGCGAAUAUCGCCGACUGCAGGAGGAGGCUCGUGCUGAAGCAUUGUCGGCUUUAGUCGCUGCCCCUUCGCCGUACUCUGAUAAGGUUUCGUCUUCCGAACGUCCAACCCUGCCGCAAGUACUCCGGGUACGCAGGCCAGGCAGCCGCCUGGAAGACGGAGAUCAAGCGCAGACGGUGCACAUGCGGAAGUGGGACCUGGAACCCGAUGUUCGCCUGGUCCCGAAGAACGUGGCCUUCAAGGCCUAUCUCAAUAUGCAUCUGACGAGAGCUCUGAGGGCACUGAAGCUGCAAAACUGGCAAACAUACAUCUACAGCAGCUACUUCGUGGCCUGCUUGUUGUCUUGGGGCUUCUGGCAGAAGAUCCGACACAUGGUAAAUUUGAAGGAGGAGAACAAAGAGUUACGCGAGCAGCUCAAGAAGGCGAAGCAACGUAUCACCCAGCUGGGAGUGUCACGCAAAGGAGAGGGUCUGCUUGAAGCCCUGGCCUCCUUCUCGCAUUCGCACAGCGUAGGUGAUCAGCUAUCUGUUUCAGCCAGCCCCUGGGGACCUGAGACGCCCAAUGCAAGAGGUUCAGAAACGCGAACACCCAAGCGCCCGGGGACGCCAAGUCGAAAGCCGGCAUGCCAACCGGGUUCUGCUCGCGGGGCUCGGUCAAAUCCUCACGAGGAGGAGUACCAAGCCCGCAUGGUGGAAGAAGAGAGAAGGCGGCAGAUGCAGGAGCGCACGGUGGAGCGCAUGCAAACAGACUUCCAGCACUUCAUUGCGUUGAUCGAGAGAGCUGUGCUGUCGGAAGAUCGUGUUGAAGAUGCACCGAAUCCCGCCGCUUUGUUGGAGCGCCUCCGGGCUGUUGCCAGCGAGCGCCUGGAGAUCAAUCGGCCCUCUCGUCCUGACGGCGGCGAGCCUCUGGAGCUUGACAUGGCAUCUGAGUGUGACGUGGGGCUGCAGGUCGGAGAGUGCGGGGACAUGGCGUGA
Symbiodinium sp. CCMP2456 is the source of this 2517-nucleotide messenger RNA. The record is from the annotation of a GenBank genome assembly. Lineage: Eukaryota; Dinophyceae; Suessiales; Symbiodiniaceae.